GCAUGCUCCCAGAUUCUAUUUCAGCCAAUUGGGACCUGGAUCCUACCUCAGCCAAUCGGGACCCGGAUCCUAUUUCACCCAAUCGGAGCUUGGUCUCUCUCCUCUCCAGUCAGCAAGGAGCUCACCCACCACCCUUAGACCCUGCCAAUUGACCAGAGCCAUGACCUAUCACCCCACCAACUACCCCUAGAUCCAGCCAACCAGCCAGAGGCACGACCAUCACCCCACCAACUGCCCUAGAACCCCAUAAAACCUUUGUGGUAUUGAAACUCGCUCUCUUUCUCUGGCAUCUUGCCACUGUGUUGGUGUAGAUGAAAGACUGAGCUAGAGCUAGCUCGAAUAAAGGCUCUUUGCUUUUGCAUCGGUGUUGGCUCCUUGGUGGUCUUCUGGGAUUUGCGACUUUGGGCACAACAUUUGGGGGCUCGUCCGGGAUCCCAGAGACCCCCCAGGACUCCCUACCUGGAGGGCCCUGUGCCGGCUGGUGAGUGCACUCAGUUAUCUGUCCUUGUCUACCUGUGUCUCAUUCUGUCUUUAUCUGUGUCUCACUGUUUUUGUUUGCGAACAAGCCUGUAUAAGCCUGUAGGAGCUCCAAUCUGUAUCUGGGUUGGCAUUGACUUAGGUGGAUGCGCUGGUGGGUUGCCGACCAGGGGUCUUGGGAGACGUCCCUUGCCCCCGUCUGGAGGAUGAGGUCCUCAUCUGUGAGGAAAGUCAGCUGCUGUUGCAGUCCAACAGGCCCUCAACUUACUUUCAGUUUUGCAUCCACGGCCAUGGCAGAUUCUUCUCUGUAGGCACCUGUUUGUUGUUUGUCAUGUUUGUCUUAGUUUUGUUGACAGAAGAAAUGGGACAGAUGCAGACGACCCCCUUGUCUCUCAUGACAGACCAUUUCUUUUUUUCAGACGUUAGGGAGAGAGCUCACAAUUUGAGCACGGACGUCAGGAAGGGAAAAUUUCGUGUUUUCUGCACCUCCAAGAGGCCGUCAUUUAACGUUGGCUGGUUGCCGGAAGGAACAUUUAAUCCAACCACUCUCUUACAGGUUAAAGAUAUUAGGGGAAGAGCUAACAACCUCAGUGUGGAAGUCCAGAAGGGUCGGUGGCAGAUUUUUGUUCUAAAAUAUCCGAAUUUCCUUAUGUCUACUGUCUUGCAAAGCCACAAAACUGCAAAUAGUAAUAGAAAUGAAACCCAGAAUAGAAGCGCCAACUUUCUGAGGCCCUCUCAACUGACCAAAGUUUCUAGGCAGCUAGAACCUUUGUGGGCAGUUCCCCACCCGAGCAGCCCCAGUGAAGGUGCUCUGGAUGCCGCCUUUCCUGAUGUGCGCAUCUGCUGCUGCGCCAGCACCUACAGAAGGUUUCACCGCGGGGUACACAAGCGGACAUGCUGUGAUAAGGGGUCAGCGUGGACACACGCAGCUACUGUGGCUCAGAAAACUCAGCACAGCUCCAGGGAGGAGGCAAACACCAGCAUCGUCUUGAGGCUACGUGGAGCCCAGGACGUUAUCGAGCUAUAA
This is a messenger RNA of Manis pentadactyla (Chinese pangolin), 1504 nucleotides long. RefSeq lists its product as uncharacterized. NCBI's taxonomy places the organism in Eukaryota, Metazoa, Chordata, Mammalia, Pholidota, Manidae. The transcript is spliced from 5 exons. The coding region runs from base 809 to 1504 and encodes 231 amino acids. The record is from RefSeq and is a predicted model, not a curated record.